AUGGCGAACGCGCAGACACAGAAGACGGACAUCCCCGAGUGCCUUGCGGCCCAAAUUAAGGGUGAUACUGGAAAAUCUCUGGCAGACAUUGAAAAGGAGUGGGCAACACAGCUAAAUGCUAGGCACGACCAGCUGAAGUCCCUCGAGAGAGAGGGCCAAACAACUGUAGCGCGCUUUUUUCAGAAGGUCGCAGAGGACGGCGCAGAUCGGGUGUUCUUGGUGUAUGGAGGGGCGCUUGAAGGAAAUGAAGAUGGGGAUAGCUUCACACAGUGCUGCACGAGGGUUUUGACUUAUCGUCACGUAGACCAUGCCAGCAACAGUGUCGCAGCGUGGGCAACUGAACUAGAGGGUAAAAAGCCUACCAAGUGUGGUUCUUGUAAGACCAAAGAACGUACUCAGUCAUGCGCGGAAUGCACGCGUAACUCUCGUGUGGUUGCCUUGAUGAUGCACAGCAGUCCAGAAUACUUAAUCGUGUUCUUUGGCCUCUUGAAGGCGGGCAUAACUGUAGCUCUGUUGCAUCCUCAGCUUCGAGGGUGUCUCUUGCGGAAGGCACUUAUAGAGGCUAGCGCGGAGAUGCUGAUCUGCGACGACCUGACCCUCAGCUCAAUGCGGACAGCAUGGCUGAAGACAUCGGGGGAUGAACAGGACGCAGCGAUCGCUGCGGUUCGCCGCGAAGAUGAGGGCCAACCGGGAUCCUACCCCUGCUCUGUGUACAUCUGCGGACUCAAAGACGCGAAAGAGUCUCACGGGGAGCACAACCUGAUCCCCCAAGUGCACAGCAUCGUAAAGGAAUUUCUAACGGAUGAAGAGGUAGCCCACCAACGCGAGAACACGGAAACAAGGCCCAAAGAUGGACAGCACAGAUGCAAGCCCUCUGGAUUCCCUCUUCUUUUGAAGGAGUCGCUGCGCAAGCUGCUAGGAUCCCGUUCCGAGCGGCCCGCUGCGUCAGGUACACACUGCUCUGGCAUGUCCCUGCCAUGUUGCUGCCUAUAUACCGCCGACCUUGAAGGGCACUUGCGUGCAACGUGGGUUUCCAACAGCCGCAUCCUUUCAGCGGGUUUUUGCUGGCAGCAAGCUGUGAAUCUGACUGACUCCGACCGCCUCUUGCUGGGAGUACAGCUGUCCCACGAGGUGGGGCUCCACGCCCUAGCAGCUGCAAUUGCUUGUAAGGGGGCCUUGUUGCUGCGGUCUCGGAGCAGCUUGCUAAGUCUGUGGCCCGAUGUUAAAGCCAUGGAUGCCACUGUUCUCUGGCACACGGGGAUGAUGUGGUCCAGGCUGCUGAAGGCCCACGAAAGCUUCCAUGGAGGAGACGAAACGCAGCGUCUGGGCUCUUGGAGUGGCAAUCCGCAGCUGCGAGCAAGCAUAGGAACGGGACUGUCUGGGGCGCUUUGGCCUGUGGUGAAGAAGGUUUUCAACAUUCCCCGCAUUCUCGACUUUUACUCUCCGCGGAAUCUUCAAACUCCGCAAAUCCUCUUCAAUGCUUGGAACGUCCCAGGAGCGUGCGCUUUUGUCCCGGAAUUCGCCUGGAACUCUAAGGAGCUUGAAAGGAUUGUGGAGUUCAAUGAGGAAAAAGAGGAAGUCUACAGGCACCCAACGACGAAGAGGGGCAAAGAAGCUACUAGAGAAGAAAAAACGCUUCUUCAGAGAGGCGAGCUGGUGUCGCAUAUAGACCCUGAACACGGCCUGUGCCUCUUCACAAGCGAAGGAGAAACUGAGCAAUUUCUGUACAGAGACCUCCUCGAAGGAGGGGACAUCUGGUGCCGAUCAGGGGACAUAAUAGAGAGAGACGCCGCCGGGUUCCUCUAUCUCUCCAAACGCAUCGGCAAGUUCACUGCACCAGAAUUUCUAUCGUUUUCCGUGUUCAGCGGGCCCAGCUUCUUCAUAGACGGAGAGGCGGCGCCGUUGCGUGAACUGGCAGAGUCGCUUGUACACGAGCCCGGUGUUCGGGGUGCAUGCGUCGAAGGGCUACACGUGUUUGCGAAAAAGGAGGCAGCGCAAGAAGGAACAGUCGAAACAGAGUUGAAAAAGCAGCAAGAAGGAUGGCCAGGAACAACCUUCGAACUGUUGCAGACGGGCCAACGGCGCCACAGGCUCAAGUGCCUCGUUGCUUGCAUUCAUGCGAAGCUAGAGGUAAACGAAACAGACGCAAAUAAAGCAAGCGGCAGCAAGGCGCCUGGCUGUGGGGCCCUAGACCUCGAUGAUAAGCUCGUAGUGCUGGGUGAAGAAAAAGAGGUACGUGGCUGGAAAAGGCAAGAAGGGGCGCAAGAUCUCGAGGAAGGCUUGGCCAUGAUUACAGUCAGGGCUUUUCUGCGAAGAAUCCGCAGCAGCCUUGAUCGCGGCGUCCACUUGGCCAUCCGCCCGAAAGUCUUGAUGCUCUGCCUCUCCACGUGCUGCAACGAGGACUGCGAGCACAAGCAGGAGGGAAGCACAUGCAAUUCGUGCAACUCCAAGAUGGACCAGAAAGUGUGCCAAUGCGCUUGCGGGUGCUGCUGGGGCUGUGAGCAGUGUUUCUGCAGCCGGGAGAGCCUGCAGGGCCUCUGCGACCUCGUAGCCAGCCAGGACUGCUCUCAAGGAAUUGCUUGUAAGAGAGGGUGCAAGCGUUGUUGCUUCCUUUUCUACGCCGACUCAAAUGGAGAUGCUUUCGUCCCCCUCACGAAGGAGAGCUUCAAAGACUUCGUGUGCGAAAGCUACCCGAACUUCGGCAUCUAA
Messenger RNA from Eimeria mitis, 2709 nucleotides. RefSeq lists its product as uncharacterized. Gene Ontology annotation, molecular function: long-chain fatty acid-CoA ligase activity; long-chain fatty acid transmembrane transporter activity. NCBI's taxonomy places the organism in Eukaryota, Apicomplexa, Conoidasida, Eucoccidiorida, Eimeriidae. Bases 1 to 2709 code for a protein of 902 amino acids. The transcript is spliced from 4 exons. The record is from RefSeq and is a predicted model, not a curated record.